Puccinia graminis f. sp. tritici CRL 75-36-700-3 is the source of this 540-nucleotide messenger RNA. RefSeq lists its product as uncharacterized. The record is from RefSeq and is a predicted model, not a curated record. Bases 1 to 540 code for a protein of 179 amino acids. NCBI's taxonomy places the organism in Eukaryota, Fungi, Basidiomycota, Pucciniomycetes, Pucciniales, Pucciniaceae. The transcript has a single exon.
AUGUUAUUUCCUUGGGUAGCGAAGGCCAACAUGAUGCUACACUCGAGUCUUUUCACCAGUAUCAUAAUCUCGGGUAUCUUUUAUCUUACCGUGUUCUCAGUUGGACAUGCGUCUCCAAUCCUUAAUUCCGAUCUUCGCGGGGCAAGAUCAACAUUGUCCCCCAGGGCUGGAACCGAGGCCAAAGAACCGGUCUUGAUUCGUCGAAACCAAAGCGCACCUGGAAGCGAGAAAGAUAGUGCGACGGGGACCAAGAAGUUAUCGAAGACCAAACAACAGAGGAAUGAGGCUCCCCUUUCGGAUGUGAUUCCCAAGGACCCCAACGGGUUCUUCCAUCCAGCUUCGUUAAACCGAUUCAAGUCCAGCAUAGCUUCCUUCAAGGCUUGGCAACACCUCAACUUCUUACCCGAUGCCGCCACACUCGCUCGAACCAAGGCUCAAGACGUGGCCUCAGAAAUCGACUAUUUCAUCGAUAAAAUUUCCACUGAGCAUCGCCCUGAUAAACGGGAGGAGAAACCGUCCAUGCCGCAUUUGAAAUCGUAA